Molecule: messenger RNA, 2493 nt
Organism: Cryptosporidium ubiquitum
Lineage: Eukaryota; Apicomplexa; Conoidasida; Eucoccidiorida; Cryptosporidiidae
Product: secreted acid phosphatase
Exons: 1
Coding region: 1-2493 (830 amino acids)
Molecular function (GO): ferric iron binding; ferrous iron binding; acid phosphatase activity
Source: RefSeq, a predicted model, not a curated record
AUGUCUAAGCUAAACAAAAUACUACUUAGGGUAACCUUGAUUUGUUUAUCAGUGGCAAUAGGAUGCAGUUCCGAACCAUUAAGCUGGAUGACUUUUGGAGAUUGGGGUGAACCUACCGCAAUUCUUUCGGCAGUAAGCAGAUCAAUGGCAAACCUUGCCUCUGUUAUUAAACCAAAAUUCAUAAUAUCCGUAGGGGACAACUUUUAUAGGUGGGGAGUCAGCUCGGUUGAUGAUCCAAUCUGGGAGAAUAUGUUCGAAUCGGUCUUUGACUAUGAGUCCUUACAGGAUAUUCAGUUUAGGUGUGUACUUGGUAAUCACGACUGGUGGGGAAAUGCAACAGCCCAGAUCGAUCGUCACUACAGUACAAAGUCACCAAGAUGGUACUUACCAAAUUUCUGGUAUUAUACUAUUGAGGAGUUUGACUCUCCCAGAUCCUCACCCCACCCCUACUUAAAUGUAAGCUCAAGUUCAAUGGAAGGGCUGGAGGAGAUGGUGAAAACCAAGGCAAUUUUCAUAUAUACUGAUUCUUGGGUCAUGUCUUCUCCAAUGGGUUCCGACAUUACUCCGGCUUUCUGGGAGGAACAAAUGGUUUUUAUUGAAAAUACUUUGAAGGCUGCAGUCAUGAGAGAUAUCGACUGGAUCUUUAUUAUUGGCCAUUAUCCAUGUUAUUCAAGUGGAGAGCAUGGAGAUAAUGCCGAUGUUCACAAGAUUCUUGAUCCUUUACUUAAGAAGUACAAGGUUGAUGCUUAUAUAGCUGGUCAUGACCACCAUCUUGAACUUUCCAGGCCAAAGGGGUCUUGUACGUCCCAUUUUCUCAUUGGUUCUGCCUGCUGUCCAAAAAAGCAUGACUACUUUAACAACAAGCACAGAAUCUUUAGAACUGGUAGAGGAGGAUUUGCUUCUCACAAACUUACUUAUUCCCAGCUGCAUUCAACCUACCACAAUAUAGAAGGUAAGCCCAUUUUUACCACUACCCAGAAGAGACUCAAUAGAAAGAAAAUUAAAGAUAAGCUAAUUAAGGAGGCGAUGGCUAAGAUUGACGGGAACUCGUUUUCCAUCACCAAGAAUAAACCAAAAGAACAGGAUGAAACAGUUAUGAACUUUGUGGAGAACAAAGAAGGGGAACUUGAGGUUUUGGAUGAAAUAGAAAACGAGAGAGAACAGGAAGCUAUAGAGAAUGUUCAGAAUUCCCUUGAUCAACAGGACUUACAUGACAGAACCGACGGGGAUGAGAAUGAGGAUGAGAACGGCAAUCUAUCCUUUUCCAAAAGAAAAUUUCCCCGUACCCUUAUAAAGGAAAGCCUUUCCCCAACUUCAAGUAACCCACAAAUCGAAUCUGGUGAGGUAAUCCUUUCCCCAAUUGACGAAUCUUCAAAACAUUUUACUUUAGUGGAUGCUAUCAUAUCUCCUAAAAAGAGUCAGGAAAACAUACAAUCCAAUUCUCCAGUAUCUACUGUUAAUGACUAUCUUUUGCAAAUAUAUGAUCUUCCUCCUCCAUCUAAGAGAUCUUUUAUUGAUGAAAUGCCAACAAGAGACAAGUUCUUCGGUAUCAAGUUCCCGUUUGGAGCAAGAUUAAUGCGUUUCAGAAUUGACAGAAAAACUUCAGGGCAUCCAAGACAUGAAUACAAAUAUGCUCCAAUUCUAAAGCACUCAGUUGGAGUGGAGGGUUCUGAUGUUACAAAAUUCUCAGUCUUCCAAACAAUUGCUUGGAAUGAACUAGAGAACAAAAUGAAAAGUAAUUAUAAAAUUCCUGAUUCUACUUGGAAAAUGAUGAAAUCCCCAAAAUGGAAAGGAAACUUUAUCCCCUGGAGAUUUGUAGAAUCAUGCACUAACAUAAUUAGAACUAUGAGCAUUGAAGGACUUUUCAAACAUAGAGUCUCCUUAUGGGGAAUCCCCCUCUCCAAUUACAAGGUUACUAAUAAGGAUAUUGGAGCUGUAAAGGCCAGGCAAUACUGUUUGGAUGUGGCUAACAAGCUAAGCAUACACAGACUCCUCCAAGGCUCUGUUUCUACCAAGCUUCUCUACUGGGAUAGAUGCCCUGGCAGCGAACCUGGCCCUAAUGGAAAUUCCGAUUCAGAUCUAAAAACUAUUGUAGCACUAUCUGUUAUAGGAAGUGCUAGAGAUAACUGUCUGUAUCCUGAAGGAGUUAAGCCUAAGAAUUCAAGUUUAGAUACGGUUUCCAGCGGAUUCUAUAAGCUUCUUAGAAAGAUGAAGAUGAUUACUAAGGCUUCAAUAGACCCAGAUAUUGUUGCUGGAAUCGACCUUACCAGAGUUAUCAUGAUCCCAAUGGAUGUGGCCUGUGAUAUUGCUGCUCAGCUUAUUGACCAUGACCUGAAUAUUGUGAGCAGCCUCGAAGAUUUAGUCUAUGACCGUCCAGAUGAAGCUAUUAAACAAUGUUCUCAAAUUGUAAGCAGAAUAGCUACAUUCAUUCCCAUUGAGGAGGCUGAGAAGCUCUGCAGUAACUUUAGCUCAUAUGAACUUGUUGGGCCAUAA